Anopheles darlingi is the source of this 1008-nucleotide messenger RNA. RefSeq names its product vesicle transport through interaction with t-SNAREs homolog 1A (gene Vti1a). Bases 114 to 764 code for a protein of 216 amino acids. Gene Ontology annotation, molecular function: SNARE binding; SNAP receptor activity. The transcript has 3 exons. The record is from RefSeq and is a predicted model, not a curated record. Gene Ontology annotation, cellular component: ER to Golgi transport vesicle membrane; Golgi apparatus; late endosome membrane. Gene Ontology annotation, biological process: retrograde transport, endosome to Golgi; Golgi to vacuole transport; intra-Golgi vesicle-mediated transport. Lineage: Eukaryota; Metazoa; Arthropoda; Insecta; Diptera; Culicidae.
CUGCGCACUGGCUGUCAAACAAGAAAACAAUCGAUUUUGUGGUGGAAAACAGGUGGGAUUGGUGGAAAUCGGGUCAUGAAAAAAGGAAAUCCGCGAGAUUCUUGGGUGAAAUUAUGGAAUUAGUGCAGGAUUACGAGCAACAGUAUGCCGUGCAGACGGCGGAAAUAACGGCCCAGAUCGGCCGGAUUGCACUCGCGAGUGGUGCGGAACGAAACAUACUCAUAUCGGAUGUUGACCGGCAACUGGAGGAAUCGCAGGAACUGCUGGAACAGAUUGGACUGGAAAUUCGAGACAUCCCACAGGGUUCUCGGGCCGCCUACACGUCGCGAUUGAACUGCUAUCAGGCGGAAUGGAAACGGUUACAGCAGGAGUUCGGCAACGCCAAGGCAGCUCGCCCCAAGGCCGGCUACGACUCCUCGGUGGAUGAUUUCGAUGAAAUCGGCAUACAGGAGGACCAAAAGCGUCGAUUGUUGGACAACACGGAGCGGCUGGAACGCACCAGUAACUAUUUGAACGACGCAUAUCGGGUGACCAUCGAGACAGAGCAGAUCGGUGCGCAGGUUCUGUCCGAUUUGAGCCAACAGCGGGAAACCAUACAAAGAUCACGUGCCAGGCUCCGAGAGACCGAUGCCGAUCUGAGCCGAUCUUCCCGUAUCCUGAACUCGAUGAUAAUGCGCGCGAUGCGGGAAAAGUUUAUCCUUGUGGUGGUUAUCGCGGCGAUAUUUCUGGUGCUUGUUUUUAGUAUAUAUUUUUCCAUUUCCUAAACACCAGCGACCACGGACGUCUGAUGGGAUGUUUUAGUCGAUUCCGAUUUUAUGUUAUCUUGUGUAUACUACUGAAUGUGGACAAAACCUGUUUCUUUAGCCCUGUUGUGAUAUUUUCCUCUGCCCACCUGCGGCACAAUCCGUAGCUGAUUUUAGGUUUUCAAUUGCGAGUCGAUAAUGCACCGAUAAAUAUAAUAAUCUACACUUUACCGCGAAUAAAGGCGAGUUCCGGAGCAUUCCGAGC